AUGGACAUUCCUUCUAACUCUAGCUGGACAUUUAAGAGAAUCAUGAAGCUUCGAUCCCUUGUUUAUCCUAUUUUGUCUGUAGGAUUUAAGUGUACUAAAAGCUUAUGGGAAGAUGUUCGAUUGAAGAACAACAAAGUUUCCUGGCAGAAACUGAUCUGGUACCCAAUACACAUCCCUAAGCACAACAUCAUCACUUGGAUGAUAAUUCUGGACCCUUUGCCCACUAAAGACAGGCUGCAGAAGUUUGGAAUCAUUGUUAAUUCUCAGUGCAUCUUAUGUUCUGAAACUAACAAAACCAGAAAUCAUCUUUUUGCUGAUUGUAAGAUGGCUGGCUCCAUCUGGCGUUCCCUUCUUCUUCUUCUUUCUGGUAUUCACAAACCUCAAUUAUCCUGGUCUAACUUGUUGAUCUGGGUGUCUGCAACUUGGAAAGGAAAAUCACUUAUUACCAGCAUUUUAAAGCUCUCUUGGUGUGCUUUCAACUAUACAAUUUGGGAGGAAAGAAAUCAUCGUCUUUUCAGAGUUUCUGCUUCCUUUGGAUAA
This is a messenger RNA of Hibiscus syriacus, 540 nucleotides long. RefSeq lists its product as uncharacterized. The coding region runs from base 1 to 540 and encodes 179 amino acids. Lineage: Eukaryota; Viridiplantae; Streptophyta; Magnoliopsida; Malvales; Malvaceae. The record is from RefSeq and is a predicted model, not a curated record. The transcript has 2 exons.